Brassica napus (rape) is the source of this 2222-nucleotide messenger RNA. Its product is annotated as protein NARROW LEAF 1. The coding region runs from base 296 to 2035 and encodes 579 amino acids. NCBI's taxonomy places the organism in Eukaryota, Viridiplantae, Streptophyta, Magnoliopsida, Brassicales, Brassicaceae. The record is from RefSeq and is a predicted model, not a curated record. The transcript has 6 exons.
UCAAAGCGUCGACCAAAAAAAAAGAAGGAAAGAAGAAGAUAAUUGAUGUACUGUAUACACAACUACCAUCAACAGUUACAAAGAAAUUAUUAAGCAGCAGCCAUUGCUAUCAUCUCUCCCCGUCGUCAUCUUCAUCCAUUUCUCUCUCCCUCUCUCACUCUCUCCACUAAAUGCAGCUACCUCUUUCUCUUAUCCCUCUUUAGCUCCCAUUUUCUCAUGAACUUUCUCGCUGCUACUCCCACCAAUCGUCUUGUCGAGCUGAAACAGUACGGUGGUGUUUUCUUUAGUAACAGCUAUGACUUUGGGAGGUUGGGGUCAGAGACUCAUCCAACCAGCUUCUUCUGAAUCCGAAGACUCUGCUUUGGACUUAGAGAGGAACCAUCACUGUAAUCACAUGAGUUUCCCAUCAUCUUCAAGCCCUUCUCCUCUCCACUCAUUCACACUCAACAUCCAGCACGCAGAGAGCAAUGCCCCUUACUUCUCCUGGCCUACUCUCACCCGCCUCAACGACGCCGUACAAGACCGAGCUAACUACUUUGGUAAUCUCCAGAAAGAAGUUUUGCCUGAAAUUGUUGGGAGGUUGCCUUCAGGACAACAAGCCACCACCUUGCUUGAGCUCAUGACCAUCAGAGCGUUUCAUAGUAAGAUCCUGCGCCGGUUUAGCCUCGGUACAGCGGUUGGGUUCCGGAUCACACGUGGUGUGUUAACGAAUACUCCAGCGAUUCUUGUCUUUGUUGCUAGGAAAGUUAAUAGGCAAUGGCUGAAUCCAAUGCAGUGCCUUCCUUCUGCUCUUGAGGGUCCUGGAGGGGUAUGGUGUGAUGUAGAUGUUGUGGAGUUUCAAUAUUACGGUGCACCUGCUGCUACACCAAAGGAACAGGUUUAUAAUGAACUUGUAGAUGGCUUGAGAGGAAGUGAUCCCUGCAUUGGCUCUGGUUCUCAGGUUGCAAGCCAAGAAACGUACGGAACCUUGGGGGCUAUUGUUAAAAGCAAAACCGGUAACCAUCAGGUUGGUUUCCUUACUAAACGACACGUCGCAGUUGAUUUGGACUAUCCAAACCAGAAAAUGUUUCAUCCUUUACCUCCAAGCCUUGGACCGGGCGUCUACCUCGGUGCAGUCGAGAGAGCAACAUCUUUCAUCACAGAUGACCAGUGGUACGGCAUAUUCGCUGGCACAAAUCCAGAAACAUUCGUGAGAGCAGAUGGUGCAUUCAUUCCAUUUGCAGAAGAUUUUGAUACGAGCAAUGUAACCACGGUGAUAAAAGGCAUAGGUGAGAUAGGCAACGUCCAAGCCAUAGACUUGCAAUCCCCUAUUGAUAGCCUUAUUGGGAAACAAGUUGUGAAAGUUGGAAGAAGCUCUGGAUACACCACUGGAACCGUAAUGGCUUAUGCAUUGGAAUACAAUGACGAGAAAGGGAUAUGCUUCCUCACGGACUUUCUGGUCAUCGGUGAAAACCAGCAAACGUUUGACCUUGAAGGUGACAGUGGAAGCCUUAUACUCUUAACGAGUCCGAACGGUCAGAAGCCACGACCGGUUGGGAUCAUUUGGGGAGGGACAGCUAACAGAGGGAGACUUAAACUAAUAGCUGGUCGAGAGCCAGAGAACUGGACAAGUGGAGUUGAUCUUGGUCGGCUUUUGGAUCUCUUGGAGCUUGAUCUCAUCACCUCUAACCAUGAGCUUGAAGCAGCUGCUGGAGAACAGAGAAACCCUUCUCUUACAGCUAUUGAUUCAACCAUUAGCCAGUCAUCACCACCCGACCCGGUUCCAUCAGGAGACAAACAAGAUGAAAACUUUGAGCCGUUUAUCCCGCCUGAGUUUCAUAUAGAAGAAGCUAUCAAACCAACACCUGAAGUAGAGGAGCAUCUCUUCAUUACCCCUUUGUUGUUUAACGAAUCUGCUUCUUCUGGUAGUAAAGCGCAAGAGAAACAUGAAGUUAAUGAUCUUGUCGCUUUGAAGAACAGUUCCAAUGAAGAGGAUAGCGUAUCGUUGCAUCUAGGUGAGCCGAAACUAAAGAAACCAAAGUUUUAUAUUAGCUGAAGCCGAGCAACGUGGAAUAGUACUCUGAGGAAGUAAAGCCAAAUUAUUAUGUUGUAACUGUGCAUAUGUAGUAUUAUUAUUCUUUGUGGACGGUAAUAACAUUUCCUAGACACGUAUCGAGAUUGUAGCAAGAUUGCAUAAGCUUUAUGUUGUAUGAAAUUCAAAGGUAAUUAUACCAUUACCCAAA